CGACCGCAGCGUUAAAGAGUGCCGGGAGAUUCUGACGGUUGCGAGGGCAGACUUCCUGAACAUCUUCAGGAAGCUCAUCUCUGACACCAAGGUCUCUGAAAGUGACAAGACAACAUUCCGCUACUACUGUGAAGCGGUCAUGGUGUUGCGUCACUUUCAGCGCCCAGGAGCUGUGGAAGGCAUGACUGUGGCAGAGUGGGUCAACAGGAAGGAAGUUGGUGGCAGGGUUGUGAUUGGCAUCAGCCAACACAGAACGGCGACAAUGCAGAUUGCAUCACUUGCCUUGACGCAGGAGGAGGAAGCUUGGUUUCAGGUGUACUACAAGUACAUUCGGCCUGAAUGCCUCAGAAGUGACUGCGACAGGUUUUUCAUUUCCUCCAGUGGCAAUCCUGUUCAUAGCGUCACAAAUGACAUCAGUCGCCUCCACGAAAGCUACAAUGUGAAACCUGCCACCAGUCAGGAGGUCCGAAGGGCUGCUGAGACGGAGUCAGCAGCAAUGUUUACGGAGAGUCAGAAGGAGGAUGUGGCCCAUUAUCUGGGUCAUACCAGUGCUGUGGCCAAACAGCAUUAUAGAAUGUGGACGCUGCACGUUGUAGCGGCCACAGCUACACUACUGGACUCCUUGGGAGGCUCCGAGACCCACCUGGCUUCUCAUCCACCAAGCAUGGAUAGCCAGCCUUCAGGAAACGACUUUUCCGCCUUUGUUGCCAGAUUCCCCGUUUCAACAGACGGCCAGCCACCAACCAAAAAGGAGAGGGUCGAUGCGGAGUUUCCAAGCGACCGUGUGUUUUAUGACAAGUGGCGAGGCUGCCAGUAUGCCAAGAGACGGGAAUAUCUGCUGUCAUGCUUUAGUCAUCGGCGGCCAUCAGCCAGGAAGGUGGCAAGGCAGAUUGAGAAGGAGGGGUGGAAGGCCAACCAUCCAACGGCAGAAGAGAUUCUGCAGAUGUGGAAACCAGCCCCCAAACUCACCAUCGAGAGUGAUGAGGUCAUCCUCAAGAGUGUGUCUCGGCAGAAGUGGAAAGGCCUGGCCAUCAAAGACUUUGUAGAGAAAGGGCUAGGGGUGGUUGCAACCCGGCCCUUUUCCAAAGGCGACAUUGUGUGUGAUUACCAUGGAAAGGUCAUCACAGCUGACAAGGGGAGAGCCAUGAUGCAGGACCUAGACGAAGUGGGGCACCUGUUCUUUUUCAAGUCUGGACAGAGGAACCUCUGCAUUGAUGCCCAGACCUUCCCUUGCGAGUGCCACCCCAAUGCGGACACUGUUGGCAGAAGAAUCAAACAUUCCUCCAAGAGGGCCAACCUGAAACCACUUCGCUGCGUCUUGAAGGUGGAUGGAGAGGACACGGAUGUCAUCCUAUUUAAGGCGCUGAAGGACAUCAGAGUGGACGAAGAACUGAAGUUUGACUACGGCGUCAACAGGAAGUCCUUCCGAGGAGAUGGCCUGGACCUGGACUGGCUGGAUGAGUAGGCUACUCAUAGGUGGAUGAGUGGGCUUCACAACAUCUUUAAGCC
Messenger RNA from Megalops cyprinoides (Indo-Pacific tarpon), 1509 nucleotides. RefSeq lists its product as uncharacterized. Gene Ontology annotation, molecular function: protein binding; DNA binding. NCBI's taxonomy places the organism in Eukaryota, Metazoa, Chordata, Actinopteri, Elopiformes, Megalopidae. Bases 140 to 1465 code for a protein of 441 amino acids. The record is from RefSeq and is a predicted model, not a curated record. The transcript has 7 exons.